Rosa chinensis is the source of this 2014-nucleotide messenger RNA. RefSeq names its product D-xylose-proton symporter-like 3, chloroplastic. Gene Ontology annotation, molecular function: transmembrane transporter activity. NCBI's taxonomy places the organism in Eukaryota, Viridiplantae, Streptophyta, Magnoliopsida, Rosales, Rosaceae. The coding region runs from base 168 to 1841 and encodes 557 amino acids. Gene Ontology annotation, cellular component: membrane. Gene Ontology annotation, biological process: transmembrane transport. The transcript has 14 exons. The record is from RefSeq and is a predicted model, not a curated record.
AACAGAUGGAUCAGAGAUUGAAGAAGAAGCCAAGUGCUAAAAAUCAUCAAACGUCAUUAGUCAAACAAAAUAUCUCACUCACUCUCACUCAGAGAGAGAGAGAGAGAGAGUGAAGCGGGAAAUAUCAACGACCAAUUAACAACCUUGUGGCAGAUCAGUUCCCAAAAAUGGCUUUCUCAACUCGGCCACUGUUCAACCACACACUAUACGCACCACCACUUCGUCAACCCAAGAAGCAGAAACCUGUAAUCCCACUUUUCUCUAAUGCCCACUCUACCCCUCCUCCCCUCCGUUCUUCUGCUUGUUUCAGGGCCAAGUUUGGCACUUUCACAAACCCAUCAUCAAAACUCGGAUUCAGUGUCAAGGUUGGAUCUCAGAAUGGCUAUUCUUCAGGGGAUGAGGCUCAGUCUCUUAUUCCUGAGGCAACUCCGCAAGAGGAUUAUUCUUGGGUUUCUGUGAUUAUUCCUUUUGUGUUUCCGGCAUUGGGUGGUCUGUUAUUUGGGUACGACAUUGGUGCCACUUCUGGUGCUACCAUCUCAUUAACGUCCGCUGAGCUUAGUGGCACAACUUGGUUUAAUCUAACAGCUGUUCAGCUUGGUCUUGUGGUUAGUGGUUCCCUCUAUGGAGCUCUUUUUGGUUCUCUCCUUGUCUACCCAAUUGCUGAUUUCCUUGGAAGGAGGAGAGAACUCAUCACAGCAGCUGCACUUUAUCUCCUUGGGGGUCUGAUCACCGGAUGUGCUCCGGGCCUUGGUGUUCUCUUAGUAGGGCGUCUUUUAUAUGGCAUUGGUAUUGGAAUGGCCAUGCAUGGGGCUCCACUCUAUAUUGCUGAAACAUGUCCAUCUCAAAUUCGUGGAACUCUAGUGUCAUUGAAGGAGCUCUUCAUAGUUUUGGGGAUCCUGUUGGGUUAUUUAGUAGGAAGCUUUCAGAUUGAUGCAAUUGGGGGGUGGCGUUACAUGUAUGGAAUAAGUGCUCCCAUUGCUUUACUUAUGGGAAUAGGCAUGUGGAUUCUCCCACCCUCUCCUCGCUGGUUGCUUCUCAAGGCAGCUCAAGGUAAAGGGUCUGUGAAAGAAUACAAAGAAAAAGCCGUUCUUGCCUUGAGCAAGUUGAGAGGCCGGCCUCCUGGUGACAAAGUGUCUGAAAAGCAAAUAGAAGAGACAUUUGUUACUUUGAAGUCAGCCUAUGCAGAUCAGGAAUCAGAGGGGAGUUUGAUGGAGGUCUUUCAAGGCCCUAGUUUGAAGGCCUUCAUAAUUGCUGGGGGUUUGGUCCUUUUUCAACAAAUAACAGGGCAACCAAGUGUCCUAUAUUAUGCAGGUCCAAUUCUUCAGAGCGCAGGAUUCUCCGCUGCCGCUGAUGCUACCAAAGUAUCGGUUAUAAUUGGGUUGUUCAAGUUCGUGAUGACAGGGAUAGCUGUGCUGAAAGUUGAUGAUCUAGGAAGAAGACCUUUGCUGAUAGUAGGAGUCAGUGGACUUGCUCUUUCCUUGUUCCUCCUCUCUGCUUACUACAAAUUUCUUGGAGGGUUCCCACUUGUUGCUGUAGCUUCUCUUCUUCUCUAUGUUGGUUGCUACCAGAUAUCUUUUGGUCCUAUAAGUUGGCUUAUGGUAUCGGAAAUAUUCCCGCUUCAGACAAGAGGAAAAGGGAUUAGUCUUGCAGUUCUUACUAACUUUGGUUCAAAUGCUCUUGUGACAUUUGCAUUCUCACCAUUGAAGGAGGCACUAGGAGCAGACAACCUUUUCCUCCUUUUUGGGGCUAUCGCCUUGAUAUCUCUUCUGUUCGUUGUACUAAUUGUCCCAGAAACCAAAGGUUUGAGUUUGGAAGAAAUAGAAUCCAAAAUCUUGAAAUAGCUGCUAAUCCAUGUCCAGAGCCUGUCAUUGUAAGUUUUCCCACUUGACAUGUAUUCACAAAUCUGUAACCGUGUUUGUUACUAAUACUAUAUUCACAGAAUCAUGUAAAAUUUGUUCCACAACUAUGUAAAUCACUAUAUGAUUCAAUUUCACGACGCUUCAGUGACAUUUCA